GCUCUGUCGGGUACAGAGCCUUGGGUGCGGUCCACAUACUGCCAGACGUGGUAUCGCAAAGUACCCGGCUUCUCGCCAACGGGCGGCAAGUCGGUGGUCUACAAGCAAUGUGAGAAGGGCAGCGUUCCUCAGGCAGGGAAGUGCGUGAAAGCAGAUGGCCCGGCCUCGAUGACCUUCUACCAGUACAGUGCUCAGAGCAAGUACGACCCCGACCGGCACUGGGAGAACAUGGACAUGGCCAGCCUGGGAGGUGUCCUGUUUUAUCUGCACAACGAGGUGGUGGGCAACAACGGCGAGCAGCUGGUGGACGGAAAGAGAACGACGAAGUUCUCGAUCGACCGCAUUGUCCGCUUCAAAGUCACUGUGCACAACACAGAUGCACUUUGGAAGCAGUUCCGCUCCCAGUUCGGACAGUUCAUCCAGUUCGACUACGGCCAGGCCACUUUCGGCAUGCCCAACCACGUUAAGAAAUGCAACGACAUUUGGACGAAGUUCGGCUUCGAAGUUGGCUGCCAGCCUGUGCCGGAGGGCACUUCAGGCUACGAAGGUGGCUACUGGACCUCCUACCCAGGAACCUGCCCCUCCAUGCCCUUCACCGACGAUUCGCCCCAGGGUGGUGCAAAGAAGACUGCGGCAUGCAAAGCGCAGUGGCAGGGAGGAGAGUGCCCCGAGCCUGAUGGCACGCCAGACUGCACCUGGCAUGUGGAGCCAGCUGGCUAUGUAAUGUUGGACGAGCUCACCGGUGUCAAUGCCGAGCAGGUGUUGAACGCAGGAGGCCAUCUCUACGAUGAGAUUCUGGAUGCGGGCACCGGUGGAGCGAAUAAUUUCUGGGCGAGAAAGAAGCUUGACUUGAAUGGUGCUGGUCAGGGGGUCUUCGGUUUGCAGCGUUGA
Symbiodinium necroappetens is the source of this 891-nucleotide messenger RNA. NCBI's taxonomy places the organism in Eukaryota, Dinophyceae, Suessiales, Symbiodiniaceae. The record is from the annotation of a GenBank genome assembly.